CUCUCUCUCCUAAAAGCAUUCCCCUCUCCCUUUCUGUCUCGAUCUCAAUUCUAGGGUUUCUUUUGCCCGCAGGAGCGACUCGCCGGAGAUGGCGACUCUGUCUCAAUCGACGUUGUUUCAGGAGAAGGAAAAUCUUGAUCUCAACGAAAGCUCCACUUGGUUCUUGAUCUUGAUCACACACUCCUCCACACCACUCAACUCUGUAAUCUGACACCUGAAGAAGACUAUCUCAAGAUCGGAACCCAUCCUCAUCGAGAUGUUUUCGUGCUUGAAACUGUGAUCACCAAGCUCAGGCCCUUUGUCUGGAGAUUCUUGGAUGAAGCCAGCAAGAUGUUUGAGCUGUACAUAUACACAAAGGGUAACCGGUACUAUGCGGGUCUAAUGGCUGCCCUGCUUGAUCCUAGGAAGGAGUAUUUCACUUCCAGUUCUAGAGUCAUAUCCUGCGAGGAUCACGGAAUCGUGGGGCGAUAUAAGAGUUUGGAUGCUGUGGUUGGCUGCAAUUAUUCUAAUGUUUUGAUCCUUGAUGAUACGGAAGAGGCAUGGACAAAGGAAAGCCGGGACAAUCUAAUCAUUGCCGAGAAGUACUGUUUCUUUAGGCACAAAAUGGGCCUACCUAAAUGCAAGUCUUAUGCUGAGUUAAAGACUGAUGAAUGUGGAUAUCUUGCAGCACUUCUUGAAGUGCUUAAGGCAAUCAACCGUAUCUUCUGUGAUGAACUAGCCAGAAAUCCUUCUGGUGUAGAUGUGAGGGAGGUGUUACAACUGUUUGGAAACAAUUGUUGAAGGUUGUUAGGCAUCCUGGAAACAGUUUCUUGACCAAAUCAAGCCGGUGAUCUGCCUAAGAUGGCGCAUUGUGCAGUUUGUAAUGUCUUAGGCAUCUUGGAAGAACUUGAGACUGCUUGAAAAGAGGAAAAGAAUAUCCCAUUCCAUUCUCUGCUAAAUACCACUUCAUUCGUUGAGGAUCAAUGCAAACUGACCGU
Rosa rugosa (rugosa rose) is the source of this 977-nucleotide messenger RNA. Its product is annotated as RNA polymerase II C-terminal domain phosphatase-like 4. Gene Ontology annotation, molecular function: RNA polymerase II CTD heptapeptide repeat phosphatase activity. Bases 331 to 780 code for a protein of 149 amino acids. NCBI's taxonomy places the organism in Eukaryota, Viridiplantae, Streptophyta, Magnoliopsida, Rosales, Rosaceae. The transcript is spliced from 2 exons. The record is from RefSeq and is a predicted model, not a curated record.